Labrus bergylta (ballan wrasse) is the source of this 6182-nucleotide messenger RNA. The record is from RefSeq and is a predicted model, not a curated record. NCBI's taxonomy places the organism in Eukaryota, Metazoa, Chordata, Actinopteri, Labriformes, Labridae.
GACUCACAGGAAAGGGGCAGUGAUUUUGGGGGCCCAUGCCUCACUGAGAGAGACAGUGUUCUACCUACUGAGGGGGAGGAGAGGCAAAGAGGAGGACGAUGGAAGGAGAAGAGGUACAGGCAACUAAUCCCAGAUGAAUCACAAGAAAGCAGUGGUGUGACUGCUGUGCUGCCUUCGGUGUCUCUGAAGUGGAUCUUCCCUUUGGAUUGCCUUCUUUAUGCCUUGAGUUGAAGCUGUGGAGGCUGGCCCAAUACAACAUGAUCGACUAUGAGCGUCCCUCUCCAUUAGGCUUCGGGCCGACCAAGAGGAGUGUCUUGGUUCCUGAGCUGCCGGCACACAUGCAUAUACACACGCUGACUGCAAUGCCUCAGAGAUACUCCCACCAGAGGAGGAAAGCUAACACAGCGGCUGCUAGAAGAAUGGAGAGGAGAAGCAGGGAGCGGAGGAAAAGCAACAGCAACAACUCAAAUACAUGCCACAACCAUCGCUCCAAGAAGCUGGCCUCGCUCUCCAGGUCUCUUAUCCUAUGUCACUCCAAGACCAAUGAUGAAUAUCCAGAAGAGAGGCAUUCUGGAGAAGUGUCAGACGAAUGCAAGACAUGGGGCUGGAGAGCAGACGUGACUGUCGGGGAUCCGACACUGUGCAGAGCUGCAGAAAAUAAACAGCAGAGCAAGACUCAGCCAUCAGGCCUGGAGAGAGCAGAGAACCAGGUGCACCACACCACCACAUUCAGGGAGAAUAAAAGGAGCGUGAGGAGGUCCUUCAGCAUCAAGGAGAGCAGUAUCUGGAGGAUGUGUGUGGCCACAGGCCCUGCUGAGGAGGCUGAUAACACCUUUCAGACGGAGGAUAAAGACACAGACAGACCCGGAGGGAAUGGAGGUAACCUUUACAGAGGCUGCAGCUUCCUGAGCCCAGACAAGCUGGCUCCCUUUAACGGACACUUUCUAAACGGCAGUGCUUUGAUGGUCGGGGAGAGGCUGAGAAGCAUUCACAUUAAAGCCAACUGUGAGGACGUUUCCACAUGUGAAGACACUCUGUGUGUAAAAAGUGUGACUACAAGCCCACAGCAUCCAACUCUCAUUUCCCCAUCUGUACCUCUUUCAUUGUCUGGAUACACAACUGAGGACCUCAUGGCUAACAACAACCACCUUAAGUUACCAAUCCCAGAGGUGAAUGAGGACAGAUGCUGGGAAACUGAGGAGACUGAUCUUAGCCCACCAGGAGAAAUGUCCAGUGAUGGGACACGUUCCAAGUCGACCAAUGUUCAUCCCUACUGGAUUGGGGAUCUGGACAGCAUCAUCAUGAAGACCCCGGGGCUAUAUACCAGUCACCCUCGUGUGAGCACUGGUUUUUAUGGAAACAGGAAGUCUCUGUCCCAGCAGCUGGAUUUUACUCACACCACUACACAGCCCUUACAGCGACCGUCCCGCUCCCUCAGCUCUGCCCAGCUGCUACACUCCUGCAGCAAUGUGCAAGCCUUCAUCAUCUGUAACAUUGUUCUGAUGAAGGGCCAAGGCAAGGGUCUGGGUUUCAGUAUAGUGGGAGGGAGUGACAGCAUCUAUGGACAGAUGGGGAUCUAUGUCAAGACCAUUUUUCCUGAAGGGGCCGCAGCUGCUGAUGGAAGACUGCAGGAAGGAGAUGAGAUCCUGGAGCUGAACGGAGAGUCCCUACAUGGACUGUCUCACGAUGAAGCCCUGCACAAGUUCAAACAAAUCAAAAAGGGCGUGCUGACUUUGGUGGUGAGGACCAGCCUGCGUGUGGGGGCCCUGUGUGGUCCGGCACAGGUAGCUCAUCUAUGCAGGUCGCGCUCCCUCAGCUCAACCACAGGCACAGCAGGGGUCAGUGCUGACACGGGAGACUACAACCAGCUGAACACACAGAGCGAGGGGCAGCUCACCAAACCCAGAGAUCGCAUCAUGAUGGAGAUCGUCCUGCAGAAAGAGGCCGGAGUUGGUCUGGGUAUUGGAUUGUGCUGUGUUCCAUCUGGUGACGGAUGCCCUGGGAUCUACAUCCACAAUGUCUCUCCUGGAUCUGUAGCACAUAUGGACGGUAGACUCCAGUGUGGGGAUGAGAUUAUGGAGAUCAACACCACUGUGGUUCACAACAUGGCACUGAAUGACGUCUACACAGUCCUGAGCCAGUGCACACCGGGUCCGGUCCACAUCAUCAUCAGUCGACAUCCUGACCCCAAAGUAUCUGAGCUGCAGCUGAAUGUUGCCAUCACUGAGGCAGUGGAGAACAGCAAACUGAGGAAGGAUCGGAGCCAGUGGAGUAUUGAUGGGAUGCGUAGACUGGAGGCCUGCUCUCACAGCCUGCAGAGAUGUGAGCGUUGUCUGGAGAGGAGUUUCAGUCAGCUUAGGGUUCAACGAGCACAGAAAACCAUGACCCGCUCCUGCAGUGACAGCACCAAUAACCACCAGCGCAACUGCUGCCUGAUCAUCCACAACCCCCAUCCCACCCACCAUAACCCGUCAGGCCGGGUCCACAGCCUGGACACACCCAGGUGUACAACAAGAACAUGGUCUGACAACAGACUGUCAGUACCUGUGUAUCCCGAUGAAGACUAUAAUGUCCCAUACAUCCCCUCUUCAGCCAACUCGUCCAGUCAGCAGGCUCUGGACCUGGCCCUCAGGGGAAACAAGUCUACAUGCAGAGUGCAUGCUGCUCCAUCUCAGUACUGCUGGCCUCAGGAUGUGACCAGUGAGGAGGGUUAUAAUGGAGACUCCAGUGGCUCCAGUAGAGAAUCCCCAUUAAGAGAAGAAGGACUGGCUCUCUCAUCAAACACCAGCUGCCAGCAGGAAGAAGAACGAAGAAGGGAACCACCGCAGGGGAGCAAAGAAGAUUUCACUCAUCCAGACCCUUCUGCCUGCACCGACAACAGAGUACACACAGGUCAUUCAUUAGCCACCUGCUCACAGCUGAAGAAAAGAGCUCUGAGGAGACAGGCUCGCAUUGACCAACAUACCCAAGAGAAACUACAGGAUCCCUGGGUCCGCCUCUCAGACCGUUCCCCUGAAGAACUCCCUGAGAUCCACCACCAUCACCCCCACUACGCUGCAGACGGGACCUGGGCUCUCAAAAGCUGCAGCAAACCUUUCACCAUGAGUGACAAAGAAAAUACGAUGGAGCGCAAUGGAACGGUCAGAGACACCUCUGAUACCCCCCCUGUGGAAAAGAAAGCCCCCCCCGUGGCCCCAAAGCCCACCUGGUUUCGCCAAAGUGUUCGCAAAAUUCAGGAUGAGCAGGACCAGAAGAAGCCGGCUAAACCCGCAGAUCAGGGUCCUGAGGUGGGCUUCAGUAGAAGCUUUGGACUUAGGUCCGCCUCAUCCGCAGCCGGCCAGUCGAUCAGACAAAAGAUCCACUCCUUUGAGACUUUUUCCAGUUCAGAGGGUCCGGAGAAGGAGGGCAGCAGGAGGAAUGUGGUGCCUUCUACCUCCCUGCCUCUGAUGGAGAAAGAGUCCAGGAAUCACUCUGCCACAUAUGAAGUUUCAAGAAAAGGCAAAAAUCAGAUAUUCAGAGAGAGUCAGGCUGACCAGUCUGUAUCUGUUGGAAAUACAGACAACACCAGCGUCUCUAUUACACCCUCUUCUGUCACCUCCUCCACUUCAGCAGCUUCAAGUCAAACAACAUCCAAACACUCUGAACCUGUCUCCACCCAGGCAUCCACAGAUCGCCAACUCUCUGAUAUGACCAGCAUUGAUGUGGUCAUUCAUGAUUCUUCUUCUCCAGCUCCAGGGCACGAGGGCAGAGCUGCUUCACAGCCACAAACAGUGGAUCAUAGCCAGGCUGAAUCUGAGCCUGUGCUACCUGCAACAUCCGUGAUACUCAGUGAUUCUGAGGGAGAUAAACCUCCAGAAGAGACGGAGGGAGACAGAGCACAGAGUCAAGGAAAGCUUCUGAAUAAAACUCUGACUUCAUAUCAGCCCACCGACUGUCCUCAACAGAGGAGUGUGGAGGGAGAGAGUCUGGGGAAAAUCCUCGCUUUCAGUGACCAGCUUUCACAGGCGCUGAUGCGUUCUCUCCCCAGCCAUGGCAGCCUCAACUCCCCACAACUGCAGGAACCAUGUGGCCUGGAUAUAACAAACAAUCAGGAGUCUGAGCCCGUCCAGGACAGCAUCGACAGAGGAUUCUCUGUCAGCUUGGCUGCCAUGAGAGAGGUCACCAUCGAGCGAGGGGAGGGGGGAUCUCAGUACGAGUCAGCAGUCACUUCUGCUCAAUCCAUCAUCUCAGCCAUCCCGUCAGAAGAAAUACAGGAGCUGGUCCGCGAAGCCAAAACUCUGGAUGAAGAUACCCUUAAGCAGCUGGUGGACAUCCAUGUUGUGAUUGUGCACAAAGAGGAGGGGGCUGGGCUGGGCUUCAGCAUCGCUGGAGGUUCUGACCUGGAGAGCAAAGCUCCCACAGUCCACAAAGUGUUUCCCAGCGGCCUGGCAGCUCAGGAAGGCACCAUUCAGAAAGGAGAUGAGGUGUUGUCUAUAAAUGGACAAACCCUUCACGGUGUCACUCACGCUGAUGCCACUGCUGCUCUGCGUCAGGCCCGCACUCUGAAGCUGGCGGUUGUGGUUGUUAGCAAAAGAGCAGAGGAGACAGGGAGCGAGGGCGGAGGCUGCAGGAGUGAGGAGACCAACCCUGCAGAGGAGGAGCAGGGUGAUCUGCUGAGGGUGGAGCUGGAAAAAGGUGCUGGAGGUGUUGGAUUUACACUGGAGGGAGGAAAAGGCUCAAUCCAUGGAGACAGACCUCUUAUCAUCAACAGGAUCUUUAAAAGCGGAGCGGCAGAGCAAAGCGGACUGCAGCAUGGAGAUGAGUUGCUGCAGAUUCAGGGGGUCAGUCUGCAGGACAUGACUCGAUUUGAAGCCUGGAACAUGAUCAAGGCUCUACCUGAAGGAGGCAUCACAACGGUGAUCAGGAGGAGGCAGGGGGGAGGAGAAUGACCAUGGAGAGACCAAAGAAAGAAAAACAAAAUAUAAAACAAAUGCACUAUUGACACUCUGAAUAUAUGCUUUUAUAAAAAAUCAGCUAUCAGCCACUCAGUAGAAAUGGAUGAAAGUUUAUUUAAGGGACAAUUCAAUGAGAAAAUGAACAUGAAAUUGCAUCCAAUUCAAGUGCUUCAUUAAAAUUAAAAAAAUAGUUAUUAAAAUAACAUCUUCAGUAUUCAUCAGUAAAAGCUGUAAAAUGUAAUUCCUGUGAGCAACGGAGCCAAUCAGAGUAGUUCUAUUGAAGUUGUUGUUGCUCUGAUGGUUAUUUUUAGAGUCUGACAGCAUUACAGAGAUGGACCUUUUUAUUCAGGAGGAAAAAAAAUGUUUUUUAACCACAACCAGAUGUUACAUCACUCUCUUCAAAGUCACUGGACUUCAUUGAAAUGUUAAUGCAACUUGAAAACAAACACAGGAACCAAUAGGGCAGCGACUCUAGUAUUUUGUGAGGUAACAGAAGUGCAUUUGUCAUGUUGUCUGGUGGCUUUAAAGGGAGCUAUUUAACUGCUGUAACAAUCACUUAUUUACAUGAUAUACUGCUGAGUUAACCUGUGAGCAUUUAAAAAAGGUAUGCACCUGUCAAUCAUUAUUAUGCCAUAAAUAUGUGCAAGAUGUUACCUAGGUUUAAAGAGCAUUAUUCCCCUUUGAUUUUGUCUUUAUUUGGCCAAACAUUCAAAGUGUACAAUCAUGAUGUGAAUGUAUCAACUCAGACGUUAGGCUCCUGAACACCAAAACAAAGCUUCUCGGCUUUUGUUAACGUCACCUGAUGUGAUGUAGCUUCAGAUCGUAAAGUAACUUGACACAGUCUGUCAUCGGCAGGUCAGGCUGUAAGGGCAUGGACAAUGGAUUUAUUUUUCCUUUUCCCUGCUUGUUCACCCUUCACUUGUUCUCAGUGUAAUGUUAUAUGAUAAUUACAGGCACAAAGUUGGUCAAACAUGAGAAAAAAAUGUGUUUUUAUAAAGUAAGAGUUAUUUCCCGUUUUUUCCAAUGCUACCAGUGCCUUGUUGAAAAGGCGUCAAUCUGCCAUUAUAUAACAGGAGAAGAAAGCAUUAGUGUCAGGUGUUGGUAAACAGCUGCUGUGUGUUUCCAGCGGGAAAAGACUUCUGUGUGGAUCUCCUUUAAAAAAAAACAUGAUGAUGACAAGUAGGAACUUCAUACAUCGUAUGUCUACAUGCUUUGACAUCAAAUAAAACUUACCUUUACUUCAUUGUU